Nannospalax galili (Upper Galilee mountains blind mole rat) is the source of this 989-nucleotide messenger RNA. Its product is annotated as olfactory receptor 5B12-like. Bases 23 to 970 code for a protein of 315 amino acids. Lineage: Eukaryota; Metazoa; Chordata; Mammalia; Rodentia; Spalacidae. The record is from RefSeq and is a predicted model, not a curated record. Gene Ontology annotation, cellular component: membrane. Gene Ontology annotation, biological process: G protein-coupled receptor signaling pathway; sensory perception of smell. The transcript has a single exon. Gene Ontology annotation, molecular function: G protein-coupled receptor activity; odorant binding; olfactory receptor activity.
CAGGCCUGUCACAUAAUUCCCAAUGGAGAACAGCACAGAGAUGACUGAGUUCAUCCUCACUGGGUUAACUGAUGACCCAAACCUGCAGAUUCCACUCUUCAUCCUCUUCCUUCUCAUCUACCUCAGCACUGUGCUUGGGAACCUGGGAAUGAUUGGGUUGAUUCUGCUGGACUCUCACCUCCACACGCCCAUGUACUUUUUCCUCAGUCAUCUCUCCCUGGUGGACUUUGGAUAUUCUUCAGCUGUCACACCCAAGGUGAUGGCAGGUCUCCUCUUAACAGACAAAACCAUAUUCCACUAUGCUUGUGGCACCCAGUUCUUCUUUUUUGUAAGCUUCAUUACUGUAGAAAAUUUCCUCUUGGCUUCCAUGGCAUAUGACCGCUAUGCAGCAGUGUGUAAACCCUUGCAUUAUACCACCGCCAUGACCACAAACACGUGUGCUGGUCUGGCCAUAGGCUCCUAUGCCUGUGGCUUCCUGAAUUCCUCCAUCCACACUGGGAACAUUUUCAGGCUAUCCUUCUGCAAGUCCAAUGUGGUUGAUCACUUUUUCUGUGAUGCCCCUCCUCUCCUGGCCCUCUCAUGCUCAGACACUUAUGUUAGUGAGAUGGUUAAUUUUUUCGUGGUGGGUUUCAAUGAUCUCUUCUCUAUUGUGGUCAUAUUGAUCUCUUACUUACUUAUAUUCAUCACUAUCCUGAGAAUGCGCUCAUCUGAAAGACGCCAGAAGGCUUUUUCCACAUGUGCUUCCCACCUCACUGCAGUCUCUAUCUUCUAUGGGUCUGGCAUCUUCAUGUAUCUGCAGCCCAGCUCCAGCCACUCCAUGGGAACUGACAAGAUGGCAUCUGUGUUCUAUACCAUGGUCAUCCCCAUGCUGAACCCUCUGGUCUACAGCCUGAGGAACAAAGAGGUGAAGGGUGCCUUCCACAAGGCCAUGGGGAAAGCAAAGUCUUCUAUAGGAUUCACACUUUACUGAUGUAGAAUCUGUACAAAGG